AUGACGAGUGGUGCGAGUGAUGCUGCCACGUCGUCGUCGUCUGAAACCGCUCAAAACAUCGGGGACGAGAUGCCGUCCUACGAAGAUUCUCCAAACGUACUCAGGAAAAGAUUCCAGAGCCUGCGCAAACGCGCGGAUUCCGCCAUGGAUAUUUUGAACAAAACCAAGCUGGAAAAAUCGAGAGAACUUUUAGAGACGAAACAGAACGACCCGGAGUUUUGGAGCAAUCAAACCGAAGCGAAAAGAGUGACGAAAGAGUUGAGUUUUGUGCAGUCGCAGCUGCGAAGAGCAGAGUUGGUGGAAGCGACGAGAGACGACGUCGAGUUAUCGCUGGAGAUGUUGGAGGAGGAACAACAACAACAAGACGCGGACAAUGGCGGCAACGAUGAAAAUAAAGGUGGAAACGAGGAUUAUGAACUCUUACGAACGGAAGCGAUUCGAUCGUCGAUUAAGUUGAACGAGAUGCUCUCGGAGUUUGAGACGGAGAAAAUGCUCGGCGGGAAGUACGAUAAAUUAGGGAGCGAGUUGUUUAUUUACGCAGGGGCGGGAGGAACGGACGCGCAGGAUUGGGCGGAGAUGUUAGAAAGAGCCUACUUGAAUUGGGCGCAAAAAAGAGGGUUUAAAGCAACGAUUACGAGCAGAAACAAAGGCGAAGAAGCGGGAAUUAAAUCUGUCACGAUCGAAAUUGAAGGCACGUACGCGUUUGGUUUCUUACGGUCGGAGAAAGGCACGCAUCGGCUCGUUCGAUUGUCGCCGUUUAAGAAGGGUGAUUCGAGUCGCCAGACUUCGUUCGCAGCCGUAGAUGUGUGCCCUUUGUUUGAAGACGAAAGCGAAGAGGCUGGGGAGAUGAACAUUCCGGAAAAGGAUUUAGAGAUUACGACGAUGAGAUCGGGCGGCGCUGGAGGACAAAACGUGAACAAAGUAGAAACGGCGGUGAGAAUAAGACACAUCCCAACAGAUAUUACCGUGCGAUGCGACGAAGACCGUUCGCAAAUGAUGAAUAAAGCGAAAGCGAUGGUUAGAUUAAAAGCAAAAUUAGCGGCUGUUUUGGAGCAACAACGUUUGCAAGACGUGAAAGAGAUACGAGGUGAUGUGGUCAAAGCAGAGUUUGGCGAGCAAAUUAGGAAUUAUGUGUUGCACCCAUAUAAAGUAGUAAAAGAUGUUCGCUCGGGUUGGGAAACCGCUGACACGGAAGGCGUGUUGAAUGGUAAUUUUGACCCGUUCAUGAAAGAAUAUUUACGGUUUAGAGCGACGGAAGAAGCAGCGCAAUGA
Messenger RNA from Bathycoccus prasinos, 1272 nucleotides. RefSeq names its product peptide chain release factor 2. The coding region runs from base 1 to 1272 and encodes 423 amino acids. Lineage: Eukaryota; Viridiplantae; Chlorophyta; Mamiellophyceae; Mamiellales; Bathycoccaceae. The transcript has a single exon. Gene Ontology annotation, cellular component: cytoplasm. Gene Ontology annotation, molecular function: translation release factor activity, codon specific. The record is from RefSeq and is a predicted model, not a curated record. Gene Ontology annotation, biological process: translational termination.